Thyridium curvatum is the source of this 2805-nucleotide messenger RNA. RefSeq lists its product as uncharacterized. The record is from RefSeq and is a predicted model, not a curated record. The transcript has 2 exons. Bases 1 to 2805 code for a protein of 934 amino acids. NCBI's taxonomy places the organism in Eukaryota, Fungi, Ascomycota, Sordariomycetes, Thyridiales, Thyridiaceae.
AUGGAUCCCGUCACUGCUCUUCAGGUGGCCGGCUCAGUUGUGACGUUUGUGGAUUUCUCUCGGACCCUGAUCGCCGACGCCUGUGCCGUGCACAAGUCACCGGGCGGAACCUCGCCGCAGAUGCAGCGCCUGUCUCAGGUGAUUUCUCGGCUCGCGGACUAUGGAGAGAAAAUCUCGGCAUCGCUCGCGGGCGCUGAUCCAAGGGGUGUAUCGUAUCCCUUGUUAGUCGACAUCUGCCGCGAAUGUGUGCGGAUCAAGGAGGACUACCUGGUGGUCCUCAGAGGGCUCCAAGCCAGCGGCGGGUCGAACCUGCACCGCACUCUUAGUAGCAUCGCCGCAGCCUUCAAGCUCGCCUGGUCCCAGGCCAAGAUCGACACCCUAUACCAUCGACUCAGCCAGAUCCAGUCCGAGAUGAUCAUGAUCCAGCUUAUGGCAGCCAGGGAGGACAUUGACGCGGAAUCACGCAGGCGAGAAAAGCACCUCCGGCAUCAGAGCCGAGAUAUCUUCGCGGCCUUCGCUCGCCAGGAGGACAAGAUCGACCAAAUCCAUGAGAAGAUGGUCGGGUUGACAAGUGCCACGGGCCUUGAUGGUAACAGGAAUCGCGGAACGGUUUUCGACGAUCUAUGGAAGGCAGAUUGGCAGAAGGGACGUGGAGACGCUAUCAUGGCCGAAAUGCACAUUACAAACGAGCUCGACAAGCAGGUCCAAGACCAGAUUCUGUCCAGCCUUUACUUCUCUUCCAUCCAGUCUAGAGAGGAAGCCAUCCCAUCAGCAUAUGUCUCGACUUUUGAGUGGAUCUACCACGAGAGGGCUGGAACUGGCUUCGAGGGUUGGCUCGGGAGUGUCAGUACCGACCCUUACUGGAUCACUGGCAAGCCUGGGUCAGGCAAAUCAACGCUGAUGAAGUUCAUCACACAUCACAAACAUACAUACGAGGUACUGAAGUCAUGGGCAGGGGAAGCGCCUCUGCUCGUGACCCAUUUCUUCUUCUGGAAUGCGGGUCUGGAUGAUCUUCAAAAGUCGCACGAAGGUCUGCUACGGACACUACUCUACCAGGCCUUGAGCGAUAGACCUGAAAUGAUUCCCGCGGUCGCCCCUCGGCGCUGGGCAGUGCACCAUGCGUUCCGGGGUCAAACCGUCAAGCCUCCACCCUGGGACUGGACGGAGCUGGAGGAGGUCUUCUCGGCCUUGGCAGCCCUGAGCGGCGGUUUGUUCAAGCUGGUGCUAUUCAUCGACGGCCUUGACGAGUUCAAUGGCGACCCUAGAACACUCAUUACCUGGGUCAAGAACACGACCGAGAAAUACAAGAUCAAGCUCUGCAUGGGAAGCCGGCCGUGGACAGCAUUCUCCGACGCGUUUGUGAAAUAUCCGUCACUCUCUAUGCAGAGCCUGACGACGAACGAUAUUGUCAUCUACACUGACGGCACGUUGGAGUCGAGCGAGGGCUUUCUCGAGCGGCGCCAGGCUUCCCCCCUUGUCGCAGAAGGACUUCGCCAGCAGAUUCUCUCGAGAGCCGAAGGUGUCUUUCUGUGGGUUUUUCUAGUUCUCCAGCAACUUCAAUCCGCUAUGGCCAAAGGGAAAUCCUUGGCCGAUCUCCAAGCCAUCGUGGACGACCUCCCGGGCGACCUCAUGCAGCUCUACAGUCGUAUCUACAGCAGUCUAGAGCAAGAAGACGCCGAGAGAGCAGCACGCUAUCUCUUCAUCAAAGCUGCUUCUUUUGUGCCUCUGCAUGCAGCCAUCUUGUGGACGACCGAGGGCGAGGAUGUACCUGCUGAAUUUGAGGAGCAAAGGACCCGAGAUGCCUUGUUCAUGAUCGUGGCGAGACGCCUCAGCAGCUCUACAAGGGGUAUCUUGGAAAUGUCGGCCAAAGGUUUGAUCGACUACCAUCACCGCAGCGCCCGAGAAUGGCUGUUCAAUCCCGACAUAUGGCAGAAGAUGACGACUCAUAGACCACCCUUGUUCGAUGAGAAUCUUUUACUGCUACAAGCCUGGAUGAAACAGCUCGCCCUGCAAGUCCCAUAUCACGAACCGAGAGACAUCUAUACAGACAAUCGCGAUUACUUUAUGUGGGAGAAGACAGUCCCCUGCUUUUUGUUCGCAUCCAAAGUUGCCGAUUCGCCUCUGAUUACACCGGUUCUAAUCCGGGUGCUGGAAGAACUGCGGCGCCUCAUUGACAAGGAGAUUGAUGCAAUGAACGCCACCGGCAGGUACAAGUUUGGUCUCACCGAGACCAGAUACGUCAGAGACACGUACGUUUCAAAUCACUGGUCCCUCACCCGGAGCCUCACCGUGCACAAUUACAAGACGGACGCGCAAGACUGCUUUGUCGGCGUCAUGGCCCAAUAUGGUGUCGUUCCCUUUGUCAAGCACAAGAUUGAAAAUGACCGCAGCCUGCUCGAAAGAAGCCGGCAGAGGCGGACUCUGCUUGAGAACGCGGUUCUUGGGUACUCUUUUGCGAACAUGGGCAAGGAAGAUGUAUCGUAUAUGUCCAACGACUUUUGGGUUGGCUUCAGCGGCGGUUUUCAUCGAAGGAUCGAGAUGAUACAGAUGCUUUUGAAUGCAGGGGCCCGGCCAUUGCGACACCCCUGCUAUCGCCUAUCACUCCCUCGAAUCUGGAAUCCGCGGGUCCCAUCCGACGUCAUAUGCGUGAUGGCUUGGGCUGGGCGACUUCUUGGGGACUCGAGGAGCUAUUGGGGUUUCUUCGAUUUGCUCUCUGAGUGGGUGCACACGAUGACGCUGUAUCCAGGGUCCCCGGACAAGAUAUGGGAAGAUAUUUUCGAGCUUAUGGGCCAGCAACUCAGGUAA